ACGCGUCUACAUUACAGCUGCUUACAAACAGACAGAGGGCAAGCCCGUGAGGAGCUGUCUUUCAGAUAAUCAAAUUAAUUAUAACCAGCUGACAGUGAACCUGGAGCUUUUUGGAGCCUGGUUGGUUCCAGCUUUGCCCAAAACUGGCCUGAAAGACUGAAGUCCACAGUAAAUACACAGGAGACACCCCUCUGGCUGGUCCAACAUCUGUACGCAGCUAUCCAAUGACAGGCAGCGGUAACAGUCGACCGGACCAAUCAAAAGUAAGAAUCUGUCUUUUAACACGUCGCCUUCACUUUGAGGGACAACUUACUGAAGUUUGAAAGGAAAUCCUGAAGCCGACUUUUUAUUCAUCUCCUAUAACUUUCUGGAGUCGUGAUAUAAAUCUAAAGUGUCUUAUAACAAGAUGGCACCGGCUGGUAACCAGGGGAUACCAAAAUGGGAGAGAAAAAUGCGGAUUUUCUUGUGCGUUUUUGGUUUGGUGCUGUCUGUUUAUGCGCUUCACGUCGAGCUUUCCCGAGAGAGAAACCCAGAUUACAGGGCGAUGUGCGACUUGGGGGAGUCUGUGAGCUGCUCCAAGGUUUUUACCUCCAGAUGGGGACGUGGCUUUGGUUUGGUCCAGUUCUUCGUGGCCAAAGAUAGUCCUCUGAACCAGCCCAACAGUUUGCUUGGCAUCAUAUUUUACACUCUGCAGAUGGGCCUGGGAUUGUCACUGUCCAAGAAAGCAGCAUUGUUUUUGGUCCUCUCCUCCUGGGUGUCAGUGGCCGGCUCGCUCUAUCUCGCAGCUAUUCUUGCCUUUGUUCUGGGGGAUUUCUGCAUGGUCUGCGUGUCAACAUAUAUUAUCAACUUUGCAUUGUUCUUCACCAACCUCAAACGACGGAGGGCAAUUGAAGGAAUGAAGGAAAAGGCUGGAUAGAGCGUGCUAGUUUGUGAAAUUCACCACCUUCUUUUUUUUUCUGCUCAGCUGAAGCCACACUGGAUCUGAAAAGUAAAUUCUCCCACAGUAUUUUUUUUUUUUUUUUAGAGAUACAGGACUGGAUGUGCAUCUACAGAGAUUUAUAAGAUGAUUUUCAGAACACAAACCUUAUAAAGCAGCAGUGAUUUUUGUAUAUCAGUUUGCAUUUUGAUGCUAAUUACACAUUUUUCAACACGA
This is a messenger RNA of Seriola dumerili (greater amberjack), 1153 nucleotides long. It is a transcript of the gene vkorc1, whose product is annotated as vitamin K epoxide reductase complex subunit 1-like protein 1. Bases 407 to 916 code for a protein of 169 amino acids. Gene Ontology annotation, molecular function: vitamin-K-epoxide reductase (warfarin-sensitive) activity. NCBI's taxonomy places the organism in Eukaryota, Metazoa, Chordata, Actinopteri, Carangiformes, Carangidae. Gene Ontology annotation, biological process: vitamin K metabolic process; peptidyl-glutamic acid carboxylation. The transcript is spliced from 5 exons. The record is from RefSeq and is a predicted model, not a curated record.